CAGUGGCGGGGGCGCGCGGGCGCCGGGCCAGCCCUGCUUCGCCUGGGUCGCCCGCUGACGCGCGCCGCAGUCGGAGCCUGAGCCGCGGGCGCAAGGGACGGCGCAGGGCUGCCGGAGGAACGGCUUCGUCGCAGACUGAAGGCACCGGCGCUCGGGGCCGAGCGGGGGGCGCGGCGUAAGAAAGAACCUUUGUGAUACUCCACACUUGUGUGCCGAAGACUUUAACCACAUCUGCUCUCAGGAGUUGGCAUCCUGGGAAAAGAACGGCUUCCAGAAUCAAGGAAAUUUUUGGGAGGUUCCUGGCCUGGUGGAUCUUUGAAGAGGAACGCUAAGAAGACUCUUGGUUUAAAGAAGUCAAAGGAAGAAAAAUUUCUUCAGAUAGGAAGAUCUUCUUCAAAGUUUCCUGCAUGAGAAUUAUUGACACACUGCACAGAAAUCUUUUGUGAGAGAAGAAAAGGAAAUUCAGCUUGUGGGGCUCAGCAGGAGCUCGGCUAAUGCAGCUUAAAAUAAUGCCGAAAAAGAAGCGCUUAUCUGCAGGCAGAGCGCCGCUGAUGCUCUUCCUGUGCCAGAUGAUUAGUGCCCUGGAAGUCCCUCUUGAUCCAAAACUUCUUGAAGACUUGGUACAACCACCAACCAUCACUCAACAGUCUCCAAAAGAUUACAUUAUUGACCCUCGGGAGAAUAUUGUAAUCCAGUGUGAGGCAAAGGGGAAACCUCCUCCAAGCUUUUCCUGGACCCGAAAUGGGACUCAUUUUGACAUAGAUAAAGACCCUCUCGUCACCAUGAAGCCUGGCUCAGGAACCCUCAUAAUCAACAUCAUGAGCGAGGGGAAAGCAGAGACCUAUGAAGGAGUCUAUCAGUGUACAGCCAGGAACGAACGCGGGGCUGCGAUUUCUAAUAACAUUGUCAUCCGUCCAUCCAGGUCACCAUUGUGGACCAAAGAAAAGCUUGAACCAAUAACACUUCGAAAUGGCCAGUCUUUGGUCCUUCCCUGCAGACCACCAAUUGGGUUACCACCACCCAUAAUAUUCUGGAUGGAUAAUUCCUUUCAAAGACUUCCACAGAGUGAGAGAGUUUCCCAAGGUCUGAAUGGAGACCUUUACUUUUCCAAUGUGCUCCCGGAGGACACCCGGGAAGACUACAUCUGUUACGCCAGGUUUAAUCACACUCAAACCAUACAGCAGAAGCAACCAAUUUCUGUUAAGGUGAUUUCAGUGGAUGAAUUGAAUGACACUAUAGCUGCUAAUUUGAGUGACACUGAGUUUUAUGGUGCUAAAUCACAUAGACAGAGGCCACCAGCAUUUUUAACUCCAGACGGCAAUACAAGUCGCAAAGAGGAAUUAAGAGGAAAUGUCCUUUCCCUUGAGUGCAUUGCAGAAGGGCUGCCUACCCCAAUUAUUUACUGGAUAAAAGAAGAUGGAACACUCCCCAUCAACCGGACAUUUUAUAGGAACUUUAAGAAAACUCUGCAAAUCGUUCAGGUUACAGAAGCAGACUCUGGAAAUUACCAGUGUAUAGCAAAAAAUGCAUUAGGAGCCAUCCAUCAUACCAUUUCCGUCACAGUUAAAGCGGCUCCAUACUGGAUCAUAGCACCCCAAAAUCUGGUGCUGUCCCCUGAAGAGGAUGGAGCCCUCAUCUGCAGAGCGAGUGGCAACCCGAAACCCAGAAUUAGCUGGUUAUCAAAUGGAGUCCCGAUAGAAAUUGCCCCUGAUGACCCCAGCAGAAAAAUAGAUGGCGACACCAUUAUUUUUUCCAAAGUUCAAGAAAGAUCAAGUGCAGUGUAUCAGUGCAAUGCCUCUAACGAAUAUGGAUAUUUACUGGCAAACGCAUUUGUAAAUGUGCUGGCUGAGCCACCACGAAUCCUUACAUCUGCAAACACACUCUAUCAGGUCAUCGCAAACAGACCUGCCUUACUGGACUGUGCUUUCUUUGGGUCUCCUCUGCCUACCAUCGAGUGGUUUAAGGAUGCUAAAGGAAGUGCUCUUCGUGAAGAUAUUUAUGUUUUACAUGAAAAUGGGACUUUGGAAAUUCCUGUGGCCCAGAAGGACAGUACGGGAACUUAUACAUGUGUCGCACGGAAUAAGUUAGGAAUGGCCAAGAAUGAUGUUCACCUGGAAAUCAAAGAUCCAACACGGAUCAUUAAACAGCCUGAGUAUGCAGUUGUGCAAAGAGGGAGCACUGUGUCCUUUGAAUGCAAAGUGAAACACGACCACACCUUGAUCCCCACUGUCACGUGGCUGAAAGACCACGGGGAGCUGCCCAGUGACGGAAGGUUCACUGUUGACAAGGACCAUUUGGUGGUCGCUGAUGUCAGCGAUGAUGAUGGUGGGACCUACACGUGUGUGGCCAACACAACUCUGGACAACGUUUCAGCCAGUGCUGUGCUUAGCGUUGUCGCUCCUACUCCAACUCCAGCUCCCAUUUACGAUGUCCCAAAUCCUCCCUUUGAUUUAGAAAUGACAGAUCAACUCGACAGGAGUGUUCAGCUGUCAUGGACCCCAGGCGAUGACAACAAUAGUCCUAUUACAAAAUUCAUCAUUGAAUAUGAAGAUGCAAUGCAUGAGCCAGGCCUGUGGCACCACCAAACUGAAGUUCCUGGAACACAGACCACAGCCCAGCUGAAGCUGUCGCCCUAUGUCAACUAUUCCUUCCGAGUGAUGGCGGAAAACAACCUGGGGCGGAGCUUGCCCAGCGAGGCAUCUGAGCAGUAUUUGACUAAAGCUGCAGAACCUGAUAAAAAUCCCACAGCUGUGGAAGGGCUGGGAUCAGAGCCAGAUAAUUUGGUGAUUACAUGGAAGCCCUUGAAUGGUUUUGAAUCUAAUGGGCCAGGCCUUCAGUACAAAGUUAGCUGGCGCCAGAAGGAUGGCGAUGAUGAAUGGACGUCUGUGGUUGUGGCAAAUGUAUCCAAAUACAUUGUCUCGGGCACCCCAACGUUUGUUCCAUACCUGAUCAAAGUUCAGGCCCUGAAUGAUGCAGGGUUUGCCCCAGAGCCAGCUGUGGUCAUGGGACAUUCUGGAGAAGACCUCCCAAUGGUGGCUCCCGGGAAUGUGCGUGUCAACGUGGUAAACAGUACCUUAGCUGAGGUGCAUUGGGACCCUGUACCUCUGAAAAGUAUCCGAGGACACCUGCAGGGCUAUCGGAUUUACUACUGGAAGGCACAGAGUUCAUUGACAAGAAACAGGCGCCAUCUUGAAAAGAAGAUCCUUACUUUCCAGGGCAGCAAGACUCACGGCAUGUUGCCUGGACUGGAGCCCUUCAGCCACUACUCACUGAAUGUCCGUGUGGUCAAUGGGAAAGGGGAGGGCCCAGCCAGCGCUGACAAGGUCUUCAAUACUCCGGAAGGAGUCCCCAGCGCUCCAUCCUCUUUGAAGAUUGUUAAUCCAACACUAGAUUCUCUCACUUUGGAAUGGGAGCCACCAAGUCACCCGAAUGGCAUUUUGACAGAGUAUACCUUAAAAUAUCAGCCAAUUAAUAGCACACAUGAGUUAGGCCCUCUGGUAGAUCUGAAAAUUCCUGCCAACAAGACCCGCUGGACUUUAAAAAAUUUAAAUUUCAGCACUCGGUAUAAGUUUUAUUUCUAUGCGCAAACAGCAGCAGGAUCAGGAAGUCAAAUAACAGAAGAAGCAAUAACAACUGUGGAUGAAGCUGGUAUUCUCCCACCUGAUGUAGGUGCAGGCAAAGUAGAGGCAGUAUACCCCAGGAUCAGCAAACUUGCUACUGCCGCUGCUGAGACCUCAGCCAAUAUCAGUUGGGAAUAUGAGGGACCAGAGCUUGUGAACUUUUAUGUUGAAUAUGGUGUAGCUGGCAGCAAAGAAGAAUGGAGGAGAGAAAUUGUAAAUGGUUCUUGGAGCUUCUUUGGGUUAAAGGGUCUAAUGCCAGGAACAGCAUACAAAGUUCGAGUUGGUGCUGAGGGGGACUCUGGUUUUGUGAGUUCAGAGGAUGUGUUUGAGACAGGCCCAGCGAUGGCAAGCCGGCAGGUGGAUAUAGCAACUCAGGGCUGGUUCAUUGGUCUAAUGUGUGCUGUCGCUCUCCUGAUCUUAAUUUUGCUGAUUGUUUGCUUCAUCAGAAGAAACAAAGGUGGUAAAUAUCCAGUUAAAGAAAAGGAAGAUGCCCACGCAGAUCCUGAAAUCCAGCCUAUGAAGGAAGAUGAUGGCACUUUUGGAGAAUACAGGUCUCUUGAAAGUGAUGCGGAAGACCACAAGCCUUUAAAAAAAGGCAGUCGAACACCUUCAGACAGGACUGUGAAAAAGGAAGAUAGCGAUGAUAGCCUAGUUGACUAUGGAGAGGGAGUGAAUGGCCAGUUCAAUGAGGACGGCUCCUUUAUCGGACAGUACAGUGGUAAGAAAGAGAAAGAACCAGCUGAAGGAAACGAAAGCUCAGAGGCACCAUCUCCUGUCAACGCCAUGAAUUCAUUUGUCUAAUUUGUGAGCUCUUUGCCAAUAUCCAGCUUUUCUCAAAUGUUUAUCUUAAAAAGCACUUGUCUGUCCGCCUUCUCAUACUAUGAACAUAGAGGCAGAAAGUCUAUGUGCUGCUGGGUGUUCAUAUGAUGAGAACUGUCAAAGCAAGAACGUAACUCAGUCAAAUGAUAUCUUAAUGUGAACUGCAGUGCAAAGUGCAUACUUUUUCAUUCAACAUAGGUCAUCUUGAUUUCCUAAGAACUGAUAAAAAAAAAAAAUACAACAUCAUCAACAGAUCACCUUCUACCCGCUUUGGGAUACAGUUCAAUAGGUUGCAUGAAAAAUGCUACACCUUUAAAGGAUAUACCUGUGUAUGUUAUUCAAACAUGGGUUGGUACUUUGUUUGGUACUGUCCUCUGCUGAACCCCUAAGUAGGAAUUCCGUUUUCAUUGUCAAGAGUGUUACUGUAGUAUUCUCUAGAACUUCAAUGUCUUUGUGGACAUUGUGAAAUUGGUGACUCUAUGUCUAGCUGUCGUUAGUCUUUUUGGGAGACUGUUAGGAACCAUAUACAAUAUAUACUUGCUAAAUGAGUUAAUUAUGACAGGUACAUUUGCUGAUGCUUACUGAGACCCUCUUACCUGCUCUUUGCUCCUCUUACUCCAUUGACCUCUUAAUCAUCAAGGUAUUAUAUUGGUACAGUGUUCUACUUUUUACAUCCUCUCUCCAUUCUGUUCCAUGAUUUUUAGGCAUAAACAAUGUGUAUCGCAAUGCAUUUUGGCACUUGUGCCAGACCAAGAGAAUCUCAAACGGGUCACUCCAAUUAAAUUUCAAAAAUUAUUCCAGGAAGCACAGGGCAAGACAUAUGCAGUGCCUUCAGAUGAUAAGCAUUCCACAACAUACUGCCUUCUAUAUCAUUUGGUACAGUCAACUCGGAGUCCUAGAUUACUGUCAUUGUCUAAAAGUCACUUGGAAAUGGCAGAGUUCAUGAAGAUGGCAAUGUUGGGGUAAAAGAAGGAACUGUGACAGUAAAAUGAACACAAUUUAUUUUAAGGAGCAUUUCCCCCCAUAUGUAUAAAAAGAAAAGUUUUAUCACCAACUGGAGCAUAUAAUGAUUUUAUGGUCUCUUAUGGUUUCUAUUAAAACAAGUCACAUUCAGUAAGAAAGAUGUCAACCUGGUAGAAAAUAUUUUUUAAAACUUAUUUCAAAAACACCUAAAGCAAACCAACAGGAUUAUAUUUUUCUCUAAGUCAUUACCUAUGUGGCAGCUUUUGAAACUCUGCGGCAUUAAACAGUGUGUAUGCAAAUUACAUGGAUGCCUUGCAGAAUCUAAGAAAUCUGACAAGUGCUAACAAGGUCAACAGUCAAAGGGAUUACAUCUGUGGUUUUGAAAAUAAGCAUAUAUAUUCUACCGGCUUCAUAAAUAAUAUCUAUCAAAUGGUUUUCUUCCACAUAUGAAAUUCUAUAACAACCUAUGGUUGAAGGAAUGCUCAGUUUCACUUGCCAAUAAAUUGGUUUCUCAUAACUUGCAUCAAGUUUAAUUUUAAGUAAAGCUUUUUAUAUGUAGAUAUUUUGUUGAAUUUGUAAAUACACUUAGAGUGUAGAUGCUAUAUGCUUAGGGGUGUUACAUACAAAUAAACAUGCCAACAAUGUUUAUGUUGUACUGUAUAAAAUGUUAGCUAAUUAAUACAGUGCGUGGGAUUGGAAAGCAUUUACUUAAAUGCCUUCUGUGGUUUUAUUUUCUCUUUUUGCUGUGAAAGUGAAAGAGUGAACUAUUUUCCAUACUGACAGCAGGUUUCUAGAAGAAAUUUUCAGAACUUUGCCGAAGCACAGUUUGAAGUAAUCCCAGGUAAAGAUGGCCCUACAUAGUUUAAUGUCUCCAGUAUUCACUUUUCACAGAUCAGCCUUUCUUGUGGAAAUCCAGAAAGACCAGACAGGCUUGCCUUGGCAUCAGAGAGCACAAAGAUAAGUUACUUCAAAUUUACCAAUGUAUGGGGGUUGGGAGCAGGGGACAAUAUAGAUUUUCCUCUUCCACAAUGGUAGAUGCUAAAUUUAUCUGUGCAUGAAGGGGUCAUUUCUGUACUAGUGCAACAGAGUUUGUAUUAAAAAUUAAAUGUGGUUUUAAAAGUCCUUCUCUCUUUUGUAACAUAUCAUGUUCCUAGUGGAAUAUGAAUGUCCGAGUAAUGGUAUAUGUAACAGUAUAGGCAGAUGUGACUGGAUUUCCGUCAAAAAAGUAACUAUUAAAGAGUCAUGAUCUCUUUGUGAUUCUUAACUUCUUCAAACCUAGAGUUCCUAAUGUUUUAUUUUAUUUUAUUUAUUGGCUGCAUCACACUGCUUGAAGGAUCUUAGUUCCCUGACCAGGGAUCAAACCUUGGCCCCUGGCAGUGGAAACUCAGAGUCCUAACCACUGGACCAACAGGGAAUUCCCCCUAAUGUUUUAAAAUAUAAUGCAGAGUUUGAUUUUUGCUUUUAAAAGGCAGAGAAAAAGUUAAAUGAAAAGCUAAACAAUAUGAAAAAGAGCUAAUAAAAGAGGGGCAUAUCAAACAUUGUAAUGCAAAGCAGGAAUAGAUAUUAACCAGCCUUUGGAGAAACAGUCUGAGAAGUUAGAUGCCGCUUUCUUUCCUGAAGCCCGAUCACCACGAGCCUGUUUCCUGUUGUCAUCCUUUCUUCUGCCCGCCUGGACCUCUGCCAUCUCCAGCCAUGGCAACUGGAUUCCUUAACUUCUCCUGCUUGAUGAAACAGCUUGAGUGUGGACAAGUAGCAUUGACGGAUGUGUCAUCCAGCCCCUUCUCAGCAGCCCAAUUCUUCUUGAGACUCAUAUCUGUCCAGCUCUGCAAAUAGCCAAGACCUGGCUUGUUCCUCCAUCUGCCCUUGGUCCCAGCUUUCUACCCGUAAGACCUUGUGCUGGCACAGAGCUCCCUCUCCCUACAGAGUUACUUGGAUACCAAUGUGAUACGUGCAUCAACUGAACGAUGCUAAUAGACCCUAUGUAGACCUUAGUCCUUCUACCAUGGAGAGCAUUUACUUUUGAGCAAGUCAGGAUCAUCAGUCACAGGUCUGUUUAGCAACACAGCCUGGCCAGUUGUAAGCCUGACCACAAAAAGCAUUGGUUUGCUGAUGCCUUCUUGUUCAGAUGGUUUAUAAUGGCCCUGCUUUGCUUUUCUCUCUCUCUCUUUUUUUUUUUUUUUUUGUGUGUGUGUAAACUUAAAUUUUAUUGAAGACCUAAGAUAUGAAAAUUCUAAAAAAAAAAUGUAAUUGGUACUUCUGUAAUUUAAAGUAUAAUGAUUAAUUUUACUUUUGUAAUUUAAGUAAUUUCAGCAAGCCUUUUUUUAUCAUGCAUUUCUUUAAGAUCUAUGUUUAUAAAUUGACUUCACAAGUUGGAUAAGACAUUAGAUAAUUGAUAUAACCCAGUGCAACCUGGUUUACUUUUAAUGUCUGAUAAAAUAAUUGGAAAUAGCUUGUGGAGGCAAAGGAAAUAAAUGUGAAGAACUGAGACUUCUCACCCCAACUAAGCAUCUCUCUCCUGCUCAUGAGAUUGUUCUAUUUCUACAAAUUGCCACCAGAGGGCGCCCGUACCUUAUUCAAUGUGAAACAAAACAAAAAAACUGGGAAAACAAAGCCUCUGGAGAAACAGUGCCAAGGACCUCUGAUAAUCAGACUGGGUCUGAUCAUGCAGAAAAUGAUUGCCUGCUGUAACUGGGAGAAACGGAAUUGGCAGCUUUCUCUGAGGAGUUCACAACCUCCAGGGAGCGCGUCUGUGUCACCAUGAGCCUCAUCAGUAUCUCCUUCCUGGUAUGGUGGCCAGGUGGCUGCUGGCCCAUCAGCAGAGCGAAAGGAUUAGGAGUCGGCCUCCUUGCUCUCUCCAGACACACCUCACCUGCAAGCUGGUGGUUGCGAAGGAGGGGCAGGAUCCUAAAAUGGUCCCUCCCCUUGCCCAUCAUGCCAUUUUGGCUGCCACAAGUGGUUUGAUAUUUUGUGGCUGGUUAACACAGUAAGCACAGUUUAAGCACAGUUUUUCUUGUUCGCUUUAGAAAAAGCAGGAGAGGGAAAGAAUACUCCCAGAGUAUUUCUAUUAAAGAAGCAAACGGAGGUAUAAAUGCUGCAAGGGGAAGGCACGGGGUCCAUGAGAGCAAGUGAUGGAGGAGACUGAGCUGUGCGGGGUGGUCCGGAGGCUUCCCUGAGAAGCUGGGAGCUGGGGGACAGUAGGACCCAGGAGGAGAAGGCAGGACAAAGCCACUGCCCAGGAGAGGCCCUUGUGUCGCGAGCAGAUGCCGGGGCCAGAGCAUACUUGGGCCCUGAGCACCGAAGGAUAGGUUUUUUUAUUUAGUCAAGGUGCAGUGGAAAGUGGGGAGUAAUUAAAAAGGUUAAAGAAAAGGGUUAUAUGACCAGAUCUGUUUGUGAAUGAGGUGGCAUUCUUAGGAUUCAGUGUCGAGAAUGGGCUGGAAAGGAGCCAGGAAGGUUGAUAAGAAGCCACUUGGAAGCUUCGAAGUUGUUUAGAUAAGAGAUGAUAGAGGUUGGAUCCAGAUUAUAUCACUGGAGAUGGAGAGAAGUGGGAGGAUUCUAAAGAUAUUUAGGAAGGAAGUUAAUGGGAGAUAGGUCAGAUAUGGGAGAAUGAUGGAUCCAAGAUGGUGCUUAGAUUCCUGACUUGUCUAACCAGACAGUAUAUUCCUUUUUAUUUCUGUAGCCAUCAAGCCUCUCCAGCCUCAGUCAAUGUGUUCUGGAGACACUGUCUUGCUUCAGCUGUAUCUAUUUAGCUAUUAUCUCAGCGAAUGACUCAACAAAGUUUUUUUUAAUCAACAAACUUUGUGCCUGUGUUUGUGUGCUUGAGUAGGAGCAAACUCAGCCUGCACAUUGGACUCACCUGGGGAGCAUUGAAAGUCCUCAUGCCUGCCCACUCACUCCAUUGUGAGACAUAGCCUGGCAUCAGAAUUUUUCAAAGCUCCCCAGAUGAUUCUAAUGUACAGACAAGACUGAAAUCAGCCACAAGAAACAUGUUUCUACACUCUUGUAUGUGCAUUUAAAGUGUUUAAUGAACAGUGUUUUGAAUACAUUUCUUCAUACAGGUUGAUCUCAAAUUAUCUUGUAUUUGUCCCAGUAAAAAAACGACGAUUACAUGCCUAGGGGAAAUGGACUCCGCAUCGUUGGUGGGAUUUAAAAUGGUACUUUGAAAAACAGUUUGGCCAUUUCUUAACAUGUUAAAUAUAAAUUUACCUUAUGACCCAGACGUUCCACUCUUGGUAUGUACUGAAAAAGAAAUGGAAAAAUAUGUCUAUGCAAAGACUUGUAUACAAAUAUUCAAAGGAGCAUUCAUCAUAAUAGCCAAACAACAACCCAGAUAUCCGGGAACUAAUGAAUGCAUAAAGACAAUGUGGUCUAUCCAUGCAAUUAAACAAUGAAUCCAUAUAAUUAAAUAAGAUACUAAGUAGUAGUUUUUUAAAAGUACUAAUACCUACUGCAACAUAGAGGACCAAGGGUAGCAUUAUGUUAAAUUAAAAAGCCAGACACAAAAGACCACAUACUGCAAGAUUCCAUUUAUUAUUUCAAAUGUCCAAAAAAGCAAGUCUAUAAAGACAAAGUAGGUUGUCUGGGAAUGGGAACAGGGAUUACUGUAAAUUGGCAGGAGGGAUUUUUCUAGAUUGAUGUAAAUGUUCUAAAUCUGGACCAGUGCUGACAAUGGCACAACUUGAUAAAUUUACUAAAAAUCACUGGAUUGUAUGCCUAAGUAAAUCUGUGGAAUGUAAGUUAUACCUCAAUAAAGCUGUAAGACAAACCAUCCCUAA
Cervus elaphus (red deer) is the source of this 10174-nucleotide messenger RNA. It is a transcript of the gene NRCAM, whose product is annotated as neuronal cell adhesion molecule. The coding region runs from base 495 to 4421 and encodes 1308 amino acids. The record is from RefSeq and is a predicted model, not a curated record. NCBI's taxonomy places the organism in Eukaryota, Metazoa, Chordata, Mammalia, Artiodactyla, Cervidae. Gene Ontology annotation, molecular function: cell-cell adhesion mediator activity. The transcript has 35 exons. Gene Ontology annotation, biological process: brain development; cell-cell adhesion.